Molecule: messenger RNA, 414 nt
Organism: Cyphellophora attinorum
Lineage: Eukaryota; Fungi; Ascomycota; Eurotiomycetes; Chaetothyriales; Cyphellophoraceae
Exons: 2
Coding region: 1-414 (137 amino acids)
Biological process (GO): transmembrane transport; basic amino acid transport
Cellular component (GO): fungal-type vacuole membrane
Molecular function (GO): basic amino acid transmembrane transporter activity
Source: RefSeq, a predicted model, not a curated record
AUGAAGUCGUUCUUCACACUCCCAGGAGGAUUCGGAGCCGGCGCGGUGGGAUCAGCAACAUACACGGCUGUGACAGCAGUGCUAGAGCCCGAGUACUACGCUGUAGCGACUGCGUGUCAAUACCUAGCUCAAAGUGUCGGCCAGGUCGGUGGUCUCGCAGCUUCCGGCACGAUAUUACGCUCUGUACUGUCCAAAUGGCUUCGGAAAGCUUUGCAAGGCCGGGACGAUGCGGACACAAUCAUUGACCAAGUGCUUGGUAAUACGAGCUAUAUUGUAAGGCUAACGGGAGAGCUGAAGGGCAUUGUCCUCAAAGGAUAUGUCAUCAGUCUGGGUGCUUGUCACGGCCUGUCUACUGCGCUGAACGGAAUAGCAUUUGCGCUUGCCAUCGGUUUGGCGGAGCGGAGACUUUCAUGA